AUGACUUCCCAAGACCGAAAUCAGAGGUUAUCGGAGCAGAAGCGUUGCGGAUGCCCAAUUUCUCGCACACACAAGCGUUUUCUUUUAAAAACGUUGUGCUUUACGCAGCAGUACGCAUCUAUGUAUCGUUGCCGCAUGGAAGUGCAGUACGUUGAGGCGAUUGCGGCCAUCCGUGAGGCUGUUAAGGGCGAUCCAGGUUUUCAUACUAACGAAGGCCUGCAGGAUACUUUGAAGACCCCUAAACGGGUGCUGGAGCUUGCCGUCGGCGUUCCGUCGCUCUGCGGCGGGGUGCUCUACAAGCAGAUGAAGCAGCUGCCGCGCUUCUUAGACAAGUAUCAGCAGGAGCUCGUCCGCAUUGAUGCCGGGGAUGAUGAUAACGACGCAGAGGACGAGGGGGUGACGGAGCUCCUCGACGCAAUGUCGGCGGAGGAUGACCAUGCCGGCCAAACACAGGCGGCAUCAGAGGAGCCCUCCAGCCUGUGCAGCUCAACAGACGAGCUUACCUUGGAGGAUAGCAGCGGCCGCGUCGUCUUGCAAGGGCUCUCUCCCGCGCAUUUUUGUACUGGCAUCACAUUAGGUAUUUAUGGAACUUUGCAGCUUAACGGUACGCUGCAGGUGCACAAAUACGCCUUUGCGUCUGUGCGGAAGCUUUAUGUCCCACGACGUCUGACUCCGGCGAUUAGGCUUCCUCCUUGCUAUAUAGCGUUUGUGUGUUGUCUAAACAUUGACAUACCAUCUUUCCAAGGAAAGGAUGGGGAGACUGUGGAUGUGGAGGCCGCCCUUCGCACACGCAUGCAGCUUGAGUUGUUGGUCGACUUCAUUGAAGGUAAUGUGAGCGACCCAGAGGCCUUGGAUAAGUCGCGCCACAUUUCUCGUAUGGUAAUUGGCGGAAAUAGCAUCGUCCCGACAGAGGAAUUGAAGUUAAGGUCGAAGAUCAUGCUGGAUCCUUCUGACCAGAGGCGACUCAACGAUAAGACGAAUACAGGAGUGAAAACGUCAGACAUGUUGAUGCAGGAACUUGAUGGUAUUUUAGCUCAACUUGGAAGUAGUGUUGAGGUGGAGUUGAUGCCGGGCGAUAAUGACCCUUCGGAUGCUUUUCAACCACAGCAACCUCUCCAUCCAUUGCUUCUCCCAAAUGCCUCCCGAUACUCUUCCUUGCGUUUGGUGAGCAACCCCUUCGAGUUUUCUGUGCUUACUUCGCAGCAAACGGCCAUUACUGAUCAGGGCGAAAAGUAUUCUCACACUGAGGCGCAGGAUCAAAUACAGAGUGGGGAUGCCUUAGUCUUUGUAACUUCUGGGCAGAACGUCAACGAUGUCGCUCGCCAGACGAGGUUUGAUUCUCGCUUGGAUGUGAUGUCGUUGAUGCUAGCCUCCGGCUGCGCCUGCCCCACCGCACCGAAUACUCUUUUCAGCUACCCUUUUAAGGAUGAGGAUCCUUUUUUGUUCAAACAAAUUCCGCAUUGUUUUGUGGCCUGCGACCAGCCCUCCUUUGAAACACGGUACAUGAGCUUGGCGCAGUUGGAGAGUGAGAGUACUUCCCAUGGUGGCUCCUCAACACCCGCUGAUGGACCAUUUUCAGCCAAAGAUACUACAGCAGAGGGGUCUGUUGGAAAUUUUUUGGGAAUUAAUGAGGAAGAGGAAGAUAGCGAAGGCGUGCGUCUUAUUUGCGUGCCUUCUUUCAGUCGAACGGGAACGUUGGUUCUGGUGGAUGUGAAUUCUCCUAAUUUAGAGACUGUCAAAAUGGAGUUCUUAGUUGAGUGA
This is a messenger RNA of Phytomonas sp. EM1, 1761 nucleotides long. Lineage: Eukaryota; Euglenozoa; Kinetoplastea; Trypanosomatida; Trypanosomatidae. The record is from the annotation of a GenBank genome assembly.